Dissoconium aciculare CBS 342.82 is the source of this 903-nucleotide messenger RNA. RefSeq lists its product as uncharacterized. The annotation marks the transcript as partial. The record is from RefSeq and is a predicted model, not a curated record. The transcript has a single exon. NCBI's taxonomy places the organism in Eukaryota, Fungi, Ascomycota, Dothideomycetes, Mycosphaerellales, Dissoconiaceae.
CUCCGACUACCGAUCUUUCGCAUCUUCUACAGUUUCACCUACACUAUCCUGUAUCUAUUGUUACUGGUAGUGCUAUCAGCCACGCCAAUAUCGCUCAUCUACAGCGCGUUUCAAGUCCGCGCCUGGCAAUAUGUAUUCAUGAUCGGAGGCACCUACAUCUUGACCUUCAUCUUCGCCAUCAUCAUCUACAGCAGCAGGAUUUACACUAAUAGAUCGACCCUGGCUGCCGUGGGCAAAGCAUAUGUGCCGAUUGAAGAUGGAGAGGUCAAUAAGAAAGUACGGAAGAUGAUAGUGAAGGAGCUGGAGAAGAGCGCCAUUGUGGCAUGGGAGAGUCGGCCGAGGGACAUUGAUGGCGAGGUAUUGGCAGCGGAACACGAUGGCUUUUGGUCAGCAGAUGGACCUAUAUUGAACCAUGCUAGCCAACCAAUUGGACAGUAUGUGGUUGUCUAUCCCUUGAAUCCUCCAUGGGGCAACAUCCAGCACGACGGCUGGUCUUCGCCGAGCACACGGCAAACAAACAAGAAUCCUCAUGUGCAAUUUGCAAAGGUAAUUGCUGAGAUGCCUCACAUCAUCGAAGCGCGAGCGGUUUCGCUGGCGCCGCCUGCGGACUACGACAGCACUCUCCAAACUCAAAGGCUAGUUGUGGAUCCGUUGGUGGUGAACGUCUUGCGGAGACCGCGCAACGCAGCUCUGCGCGAGUACCUUAUUCAACUAUCCUUUCUCGGUCUGAUCCAACCCUUAUCUAUUGGAGAUAUUUUUCUGGCGCAAUACGAGAGGGCACGCUUUUGUGGAAAGCCAAUACCUGACCACGACUUUGAUCAAUUAAUGACAACCUUUGCGCGCCUACUCUCGGGCAUGACCGGUCUAGCCCCUGAGAUUGUGCACGAGAUCAGGAAACAGUCU